Molecule: messenger RNA, 5386 nt
Organism: Aphidius gifuensis
Lineage: Eukaryota; Metazoa; Arthropoda; Insecta; Hymenoptera; Braconidae
Gene: Uggt
Product: UDP-glucose:glycoprotein glucosyltransferase
Exons: 6
Coding region: 474-5183 (1569 amino acids)
Cellular component (GO): endoplasmic reticulum
Molecular function (GO): UDP-glucose:glycoprotein glucosyltransferase activity
Source: RefSeq, a predicted model, not a curated record
UUUAUUUUUUUCAAUAAUAAUAUAUCUCAAUUAAUCAACUGUCAAAUGUCACAUGUCAAACAUAAAAAAGCCAAAUUUCCAUGAAGAAAAAAAAAUAAUAAUAACAAUAACAUUGAUGACACUAAAUGGACAGGAAGAAAAAAAUAAAAAAUAAUAAUAAAAUAAAGUGUUUGCAGACGCCACAUAUACAUAAAUUAUGUAAAAUAAUUUUAAAUAAUAAUUGUUAAAUUAAAAAUAGUAAAUUGUCGAAUAUCUUGUGAUUUGAUAAUUUGUGUUGACAAAAGGUUUAAAGGUUAAAAUAAAUUGAUAAAUAUUUACUGAUAAAAAUAAUAUAAAUUAUAACCGGCACGUGCGAUACAUGGAUUGGUUGUUUAAUUUGUCAUUGUCGUCGUCAUCAUCAACAUCAUCAAGAAAUGUCUAGUAUAAUUAUUUAAUAUUUAAUAAUAAAUAAUACUAAUUCGAUAAAUUGUUCAAUGAAAAACAUCAUCAACAUGAUGUGGCAUACUGGCUUGUUGAGCCUGUUGUUAGUAUCAUUAGUUGUUGGAAAUAUUGAUAACAAAAAACAUAAUAAAUAUGUGACAACAUUGAUCAAUGCAAAAUGGAAUGAAACACCAAUUGUUUUAGAAAUAUCUGAAUAUUUAAAUGAAAAAAAUCCAUCAUAUUUUUGGAAAUUCAUUGAUUCAGUAUCAAAUGAUAAUAAAAAAAAUGGUAAUCCAAUAAAUGAAAAAGAAGAAUAUGAUAGAUCAUUGUUAUUAGCUGGUGAAUUUUUAAGUAGUACUGAAAUUUCAUUAUUAAAAUUAACAUUAUCAUUGAGAAUUCAUUCAGCAAGAGUUGAAAUGUUUUCACAAAUGGCUGAAUUAAAAAAACAGGAUGUCAAUGCAAUUAAUAAUAAUAUUAAUGAUUGUCAUAAUUUUGUUGAUAUUAAUGGAAAAUUUACUUGCAAUAUUGCUGAAAUUGAUGAUAUUUUGUUGAAUUAUAAUUAUGAUGAAUUAAAAAAUGAUAAAAAUGAUAAUAAAACAUAUUCGAUUGAUCAUGAAUAUCCAAUUUUAUCAAAAACAACAUCAUCACUUCCAGUUGUAAUAUUAUACGGUCAAAUUGGUACUGAUGGAUUUAAUGAUUUUCAUGUAAAACUAAAGCAACUUACUGAUGAUAAAAAAAUUAAAUACAUUUUACGUCAUAAUGUUAAAAAAAGAUCUGAUAAUUUGUUGAGAUUAUCUGGUUAUGGUGUUGAAUUACAAAUGAAAUCAACUGAAUAUAAAGCAACUGAUGAUACUGAUAUUAAAGAUAAUAAUGAUAAUAAAAAUUCACAAGAUAAUAAUGAUGGUGUUGAAGAAAUUGAUGGUAUUAAUUUCAAUAAGCUUAAAAAAUUAUAUCCAGAUAAGCUAAAUGAACUUGAUAAAUUACAAAAUCAUUUAUUAGAUACAAGUGAUGAAAUAAGUGCAUUAAAAGUAUGGCAAUUUCAAGAAUUAAGUCAUCAAGCUGCACAAAGAAUAUUAUCAUCACCAUCAAUAGAUGCAAUUAAUGUAUUAACAGAUAUAUCACAAAAUUUUCCAAUGCAAGCAAAAUCACUUAUUAGAAUAAAAGUUAAUAAUGAAAUGAAAAAAGAAAUGAAAGCUAAUCAAGAAAUUUUUUUUUCAAAUUUACAUAUACAACCAAGUGAUACAGCAUUUUUUAUAAAUGGUUUAUUUUUUGAUUUAGAUAGUAUUGAUAUAUUAUCAAUAAUUGAUACAUUACGUUCUGAACUUAUUGUCAUGGAAUCAAUAUAUAAAAUUGGUAUUAAUAAUAAAAAAAUGGAUAAAUUAUUAUCACUUGAUUUAUCAAAUGGUAAUUCUGAUAAUCAAGAAUUUGCAAUUGACAUUAGAGACACAGCAAUUAUUUGGAUAAAUGAUUUAGAAAAAGAUUUACGUUAUAAUAGAUGGUCAUCAUCAUUAACAUCAUUAUUACGUCCAACAUUUCCUGGUAUGUUAAGAAACAUACGUCGUAAUAUGUACAAUUUAGUAUUAAUUAUUGAUCCAUUAUCUGAAUUAUCAAAACCAUUAUUAAGUACUGUUGAAGCAUUACAUUCACAUUCAGCUCCAAUACGUGUUGGUUUUGUAUUUUUAACAAAUUCAAAUAAAUUAUUAACUGGUUUUAAUGAUCCAAGUAUUGCUGUUAAUAAUGCAUAUCAUUAUUUAGCUGAUACAAAAGGACAUAAACAUGCUGUUGAAUUUUUAUCAUCAUUAUUAACAUAUAAAAAAAAUAAAGAUAACAAAACAUAUAAAUUAACUGUUGAUGAUAUUAAAAAAUUACUAUUAAAACGUGAUUCAUCAGCAAAUGUUGAUUAUAUAUUUGAUGAAGAAUCAGAGUAUGAUGUUGGACGUUAUCUUGCAAAUGAUUUUAUAAAACGUACUGGUUUUAAAAAAUUUCCACAGGCAUUAAUGAAUGGUAUACCACUACCAUCAACAUCUACAUCUGAUGCUGAUUCAUUUGAAGAAACAGUACUGUCAUCAAUUAUGACACAAACACCAAUAUUACAAAAAGCUGUUUAUAAAGGUGAAGUUAAUGAGGGUGAUAAUAUUAUUGAUUUCAUUAUGGAACAACCAAAUGUCAUGCCAAGAUUAAAUGAAAAAAUACUUAAAAAUGAUCCAACUCAAUGGCUUAAUUUAAUUGGUAAUGUACAAACAAUUAAUAAUAAUAAUUUAAUUAAUUGGAGUAUUGAAGAUACAUCAGCAUGGAUUAUGAAAAAUUCAAAUUAUUUAUUAAUGCAAAAACGUAAUAAUAAAAUUAAACAUUAUCAUUAUACAUAUUGGAUUAUUGUUGAUUUAGAAAAUAAAUAUUCUCGUAAAUUAUUACGUGAAGCUAUCCAUCAUCUUGAAACAACAUCAGACGUUAGAAUGACAAUAAUAAUUAGUAAAAAAUAUGAUAAUAAUAAUUUAAAUAAUAUUAAUAAUUAUGCAUUAACAUUAUUAAAUACAAAAAAAUCAUUGUCAAAAGAUAAAUUAAUUUUAUAUAUGAAAAAAUUAAUUCAAGAAGAAACAUAUGAUAAUAUUAUUAAUAAUAAAUUUAAUUAUAAUGAUUAUGAUGAUAUUUUAUAUGAUAAUAAUAAUGAAAAUGAGCUAAUGUUAAAUGUACAUAAUUAUUUUGUUGAUAUUAUUGCUGAUAAUAAUUUAUUGAGUAAUAAAUUUGGUGUUAUUUGUAAUGGUAGAUUGAUUGGUCAAUUUGAUGAUGAUGAAUUAUUUACACGUGAAGAUUUUUCACUUCUUGAAAAAUAUAGUUACAGUACGUAUGGUGAAAAAUUAAAUAAAAUAAUUGAUGAAAUUGAAACAUUUACUGAUGAUGAUGAUGAAGAAGAGGAUGAUAAUGAUGUUGAUGAUUUUAAAAUGAAAGAAAUAACAGAUGAUACUAUUAUGCAAAUAUCAUCAUUACUUGUACCAAGACAACAAACAAGAAUACGUUAUGAAAUACCAUCAAGUGGUGAAAAUCAUAGUGUUGUUAAAGUAAAAGCAAAUGAUAAAAAAAAUGUUGCAUUUAAUUUAGUUGGUAUUGUUGAUCCAGUAUCACGUGGUGCACAAAAACUUGGUGCAAUAUUAAGUACAUUACAAAAAUCAUUAAAUUGUAAUAUUAAAAUAUAUUUAAAUUGUGUUGAUAAAAAUAGUGAUAUGCCAUUAAAGAGUUUUUAUAGAUUUGUAUUUGAUUCUGAAUUACAAUUUACAAAUGAUGGUAAUGUUGCUGGUGCUGUUGCUAAAUUUACAAAAUUACCAACAUCAUCAUUAUUAACACAAUAUAUUCAUGCACCUGAAAAUUGGCUUGUACAAGUUGUACAAAGUGUUUAUGAUUUGGAUAAUAUUAAAUUGGAUAAUGUUGCUAUUGGAGUACACAGUGAAUAUGAACUUGAAUAUUUACUUCUUGAGGGACAUUGUUUUGAGGCAUCAAUGGGUAAUCCACCACGUGGAUUACAAAUGACACUUGGUACAGAGAUACAACCAGUUAUGGUUGAUACAAUUGUCAUGGCUAAUCUUGGUUAUUUCCAAUUAAAAGCAAAUCCUGGUGAAUGGUUAUUACGUUUACGUCAAGGUAGAUCAUCAGAAAUUUAUGAUAUUAAUUCAGUUGAUGGACAAGAUGCCAUACAAAAUGGUAAUCAAGUUAAAGUACUUAUCAGUUCAUUAAAAAGUCACGUAUUAAAACUCAAGGUUACUAAAAAACCUGAUAAACUUGCUGUUGAUUUACUUGGUGAAGAUGAUAAAAAAUCUGGAAUAUGGAAUUCAAUAUCAAGGACAUUUGGCAGUGAAGAUGGUGAAGAAAAAGAAGAAAAAAUAAAUAUAUUUUCAUUAGCAUCUGGACAUUUGUAUGAAAGAUUUUUAAAAAUAAUGAUGUUAAGUGUUCUAAAACAUACAAAAAGUCCAGUAAAGUUUUGGUUUUUAAAAAAUUAUUUAUCACCAACAUUAAAAGACUUUUUACCUCAUAUGGCUGAAGAAUAUGGUUUCGAGUAUGAAUUAGUUGAAUAUAAAUGGCCAAGAUGGUUACAUCAACAAACUGAAAAACAACGAACAAUAUGGGGAUAUAAAAUAUUAUUUCUUGAUGUAUUAUUUCCAUUGGAUGUUAAAAAAAUAAUAUUUGUUGAUGCUGAUCAAGUUGUACGUGCUGAUUUAAAUGAACUAGUUGAAUUAGAUCUUGAAGGUGCACCAUAUGCUUAUACACCAUUUUGUGAUAGUAGAAGAGAAAUGGAUGGUUUUAGAUUUUGGAAACAAGGAUAUUGGAAAACACAUUUACAAGGAAGAUCAUAUCAUAUUAGUGCACUUUAUGUUGUUGAUUUACAACGUUUUCGUAGAAUUGCUGCUGGUGAUAGAUUAAGAGGACAAUAUCAAGCAUUAAGUUCUGAUCCAAAUAGUUUAUCAAAUCUUGAUCAAGAUUUACCAAAUAAUAUGAUACAUCAAGUUGCCAUUAAAACAUUACCACAAGAUUGGCUUUGGUGUGAAACUUGGUGCAGUGAUAAAUCCAAAAAAAAUGCUAAAACAAUUGAUUUGUGCAAUAAUCCACAAACAAAAGAAGCUAAACUUCAAGCUGCCAUGAGAAUAUUACCAGAAUGGACUGGUUACGAUGAUGAAAUAAAAAAAUUACAACAAAAAAUUGAAAAUUCAAAUAAAUUACAUGAAGAAGAAGACAAAGUUGAUACAGAUAAUUUGGAGAAACACGAAGAGUUGUAAUAAUUUCCAGUUGAAUUCAACAAUAAUAAUUUACGUACAUGUAGAAAUAAUUUGUACAAAAAAAAAAAUGGAUUUUAAUUCAAUUUACUAAUAAAUAAGUUUCAUAAUUAAAUAAUAUUUUUAUUAAAAUAUCUCUGUACCAUCAACAAAUCAAGGUAAAUUUUUUUCAAUAAUAAAUAUCACAGUAAAAAUUAAUUCAUUCU